CUUAUUCUUUAUAUUCUCUGACGCUUUCAAGAACACUCUUCAUCACAGCUUGACAAUCCUACCUUUCUGAAGGAUGAAUAUUGACUGCUGAGCUCUCUCUCAAGACCAUGUCGCCAGCCUGGCUAGUCGUCUGCCUCCUGGGAGCCGUCGUAGCGGCCCAGGGGCAGACAGUAAUUAAUAGUAUCAGCCCAAGCUGGGGCACGCUUGGUGGCGGGACACUCCUCGCAAUUCGAGGGAGUGGCUUUGGAGAUAUGUACACGACGAGCAGCGUUGUGUUCGUGGGGCCAUAUCCGUGCGCCAUCAUCUCGCACUUAACAAGUAGUGAAGUGAUAACCUGCGAGACAAGUCCCGGCUCAGCUGGCGUCUACUGGGUGACCGUGGCCGUGGGAGGCCAGGAUCCCGCAACAUUCUGGUCGUUCUCGUAUUCCUCCGACCGGACGCCGACGCUCAAGGCGGUGACGCCAGUGGCCGGGCCCCCCGGAACGCAGGCCUAUCUGUGGGGUGACUCUACGUGGCAGCUCACGAACCAGGACUGCGCGGCGCAGAACUGGGGCGAUGUGUCUUGUGUGGGCAGCAUUAUGUUCGGCGACUGGCAGUGCCGCCAGGACCCCAGCAACGCUGACACGACCAUCCAGUUCUUUGAUUGGAACUACCGCUCGCGUUGGGGCUCGUAUCUGUACCGUGUGGGCUGCACCCUGCCGGUUCCGGAUGCGUCCAAGUCCCAGCCUUCGGUGGGCAUUGCCGGAAACGUCGGCGUCGACCUGCACUUCGACGCCACCUUUCGCGGCGGCCAGCCCCAGCCGCUUGCCAUGUCGUACAAGUUCGACGUGAACGGCAAGCCGUACCAGUUCCAGCUCUAUCCCGAGGUGGCCUCCAUCACCCCUGCUGCCGGCUCCACCGCCGGCGGCACGCUGGUGAAGAUCACCGGCCGUGGCUUCCCCACCUCGGCGCUUGGCAUCCCCAGCCAGAGUGUGGACGUAUCCAUCGCCGGCGUGCCCUGCAAGGUGCAGAGCAGCACUUACGACACGGUCUACUGCAUCACGGGGCCCCAGCCCGACACGCCGCCGGCGUCAGCAACUUCGAUUCGGGGGCUGUACCCUUCCGGCCGCGGCGUUGAGUACGAGUUCUACAACGUCAGCCUCAGCGGUGUCUCGAACCUGUGGCGCCUGAACAAAACCAUCACCGUCGCGAACAAUGGCACCCACUCCACCGCGACCAUCCUGAAGGGCGUCAUGGAGACGCAGCACUUCUCGCAGCCCAACCACUGCACGCGCAUGAAGGCGUUCUUCAUUCCGCCGCGCGCCGGCACCUACCGCUUCUACAUGCAGGCAGAUGACAUUGGCCAGCUCAACAUCACCUACACCGACACCAACAACCAGGUCGUCACGCGCUACAUCAACCUGACCUCCUGGACCGACCUGGACAACUACUUCACCUACUCCUUCCAGGCCUCUCCCAACAUCACGCUGGCGGCCAGCCAGCCGGUGCUGCUGGAGGCGGCACACUGCAACGGCGCCGGGCAGGGCUCCGCGGCCGUUGCGGUGCGCAUGCCCGUGCCCGCGCCCCAGGCCAACUCGCUGGCCGAGGUGCAGACCAUCACCGCCAAGUCGGUGGUGCGCCCCCGCACCGUGUACAUCAAGUACCUGUACGGCGCCGGCGCCAACACCACUGCCAAGCGCGUCACCAUCGCGCACUCCGACGACGCGCGCAUCGACGACCCAGGCUUGGGCAUUGAGAUCAACUUCCGCCUGGGGGCCAACACCACCACCGUCGUCAUCCCCGCCACUACGCCCUCUGCCAACAUUGAUGACAUGAUUGAGGCCGCCUUCGGCGGCAACUUCGUCCUGGGCUCAAACAACGCCCACUUCGGCGUGCGCAAGACGCGUGUGGUUGGAAGCGGCAAGAUGGAGCUGGAGCUGGCGAUGAACUCGGACCGUGCGCUGGCGCUGGACUUCGAGAUCCUCACCGCGCGCCCCGUCAACAUCAGCGCCACCGCCUUUGGCAACUUCAGCCGCGCCGCCUGCACCUGGUUCAACCCGCUGCUGGCGCCGCCCGGCUGGAAUGCCACUGCCGCCGCGCCCGCCGGCGAGCUGCCAGUGGACCAGGGCUACAUGCUACUGCUCCAGAACGUGGCAGCCGUGGCGGCCGUGGUGCCGUCCGGCUCCUUCAGCCUGGGCCUGGCCGGCAGUGCCUCGCCGCUGGUGCUGCCCUUCACCGCCAACACCACCAUCCUGGGCAACGCCGUCAAGAACCUCACCGGCCUCACGCCCGACAGCGUCAAGCUCAACAUCACGGUGCGCGAGGGCACCUACUUCGCCCGCGUGUGGACCGUCACGUUCUCGCAGUCCUCGCUCAACAGCGCGCCCGACCUGAUCGCCGCCCCAGCCGACGACACGCCCGCCGGCGCGGCCUUUGCUGUGGAGACCGUGGCUGCCAACCCCGUGCUGGCCGGCAGCUUCAGCGUCUCCUUCGGCGCCUACUGCGAGUCGAUUGCCAUCAACAUCGCCGACAGCGAGGACACGGUGCGCCUCAAGCUGGCGGCGCUGCCCGGCCUGAACGCGCCCCAGCGCGUGCGCCGCCUGGGCUCGGCCUCGGACGCCAGCGGCCUGCGGUUUGAGGUCACCUUCAACCCGCUGACCAACCCCGGCGACCAGCCCAAGCUGGCCGUGGCGGACGUGUCCGGCCUCACCGGCAUCCGCCCUACCGUGGACGUGACCGUGAACGUGGACGGCUCGUCGGACGCCUUCUACGCGCCGAUCACCACCGAGUUCCUGCGUCUGGCUGUGGCCACGCCCGGCACCAUCGAGGUGGCCGCCAACGGCGUGCCAGCCUCCUGCACCAACUCCUCCGGCGCCUGCGUGUUCGCCUACUCUGACGCCGUCACGCCCAGCAUCACCGCCGUCAGCCCCGGCCUGCUGAGUUUCGACGCCCAGACCACGCUGCCGCUGACCAUCACCGGCUCCGGCUUUGACGGCCCGGCCGGACUGGAGGUCAAGGUGGGCGGCGCGGUCUGCGCUGUGACCGCCUCCUCCGCCACCUCCAUCACCUGCGACGUGCCCCAGACCGCGCCUGCCGGCGUGCGGCUGGUGACUGUCAACGUGAUUGGCCUGGGCUACGCCAAGGGUGCCGCCAACGUCACCCUGGAGACGCUGUACGUGACCGGCGUGUUGCCCUCGCCCGUCGUCACCCUGUCCGGUACCGCCGGUGUGUCCACGCUGGUCAACUUCACCGGCAAGGGCUUUGACCGCCUGCACUGCGGCGCCAACGCGCUGUCCAUUGGCGAGCUGGCGACCGGCGUGGUGGCCUGCGGCGCAGGCUACCUGACCGUGCUCUACACCGGCAACGGCACCGACGCCGCCGCCGCCAACGUGACGGCGCAGGUGUUUGAGGCUGGGGCCGCCAUCGACUGGGAUUCACCCACCGUCUUCACGGUCAACGUGGACGCCAGCGCCGGCCCCGCCGUGACUGGCGUCACGAGCCCCCUGACGAUGUCCGCCUCCGGCGGCGCCGUCACCGUGACGCUGGCCAACGCUGCCGCCGCUGACGUGGCCUCCAUGGCGCUGGUGCCCAAGCUCGCCGCCGCCGACCUGACUGACUUCACCGCCCUGGCCGCCGCAUUUGGCGCCGCCGAGGAGUGCGGCAGCGUCGCCGCCGCUGGCGCCGACGGCGUGUCGUGCCUGGCCGGCGCCAUGACCAACGGCGAGUACCACGUGCUGGUGCGCCUGAGCUCCGGCCUGCAGCUGCUGUCGGCUGCAACCAUCUCCUUUGACAUGGUUGUCACCGCCGUCAGCCCUGCUGCCGGCAGCAUCGGCGGCGGCACGGUCGUGACCAUCAGCGGCAGCGGCUUCAGCCCUGUGGCCGGCGAGAACGUGGUGUUCAUCAACGUGCCCACCUCCACCACCUUCCUGAACGGCAUCAUCCAGUGCAUCACCACGGCCGUGAACGCCACCACGCUGACCUGCGUCACUCGCCCGCACCUGGCCGCCAACGCCGACGCCAGCGACCCCUUUGCGCGCAACCUGGAGCCCGUCGCCACCACCCCCGGCGCGGUGGAGGUAGUGCUGUGCGACCCCGUCACCUACAAUGCCACCGUGCUGCGCGAGUACUGCCGUUCUCGCCCCGACACGCCACGCGCGCGCUACGCCCUGGACGCCAACGCCACCGCCGAGUUCGCCUUCUCGGCCGCGCUGACGCCAGUGGUGCAGGGCGUCAGCCCCGCCCUCGGCUACGGCGGCAUGACCAUCACCGUCGCUGGCCAGGUGCUGGCCGACGUCACUGCCGUGGAGCUGCAGCAGGGCGGCGUGUCCAAGGGCGCGUGCGCCGUGACCAGCGCGGGCAGCGGCGGCGUGAGCUGCACGCUGUCGGCGCUGCCGCCCGGCGCCUACAACCUGGUGCUGAAGAAGGACGGCGGCGAGGCUUCUGUGGACCCGCUCAAGGCCGGCGUCUUCACCUACCAGCCCGUCAUUACCGACGUGUCCGCCAACGCCGGCUCGCUGGCAGGCGGCAUGCCGCUCACGCUCACCGUCGGCGGCGCCGGCCUGGCGCUGGGCCCCAACAACGCCACCGCGCACGUGGUCACGGUGGCGGGCCUGCCCUGCAACCUGACGGCCGUGGACGGCGCCGCGGGCACGGUGACGUGUCUCACGCCCGCCAUCACCGGCUGGAUCUAUGCCGAGUACUGGAACCUGGCGUCCGACAUCUACACGCUGCCAGACCUGCUCGGCUUUACCAAGCCCGCCGCGACCAAGCUGGAGAGGGCCGGCGGCACCACCACCACCGCCUCCACCGCGCAGCUGCUGGACUGGGGCACCGACUCGCCCGCGCCCGGCAUCAUCAACACCAACUACUUCGGCGCUCGCCUCACCUUUUACAUGCAGAGCCAGCAGCAGGAGAAUGUGACGUUCUACCUGAACGCCGACGACGCCGCGCGCCUGUACAUCAAUGACGACCUGGUGGUCAGCACCUCUGGGUCCGGCUCUACCUCCUCGGCCUGGAAGCUGAUCGAGACCGGCAUCUACAAAAUCGUCAUCACCUACGUGGAGUGGACCGGCGCCGCCAGGAUCAACCUGCAGGUGGCCUCGGCCAACCUCACCACCGGCGUGCUGCUGGGUUCCGCCCAGCCGCUGGGUUGGCAGAAGGUGUCGCCCGUGCCGCCCGGCACGCAGCUGCCGAUCGAGAUGUCCAUCAACGGCGUGCCUGCCGUGGCGGCCUGCCCCCAGAAGGACCUGCAGCUGCAGCAGCCCACGUCGCCCCUGAUUGGCGCCGAGCCCCCCACCGCCAGCACCCCCAACGGCACCUGCGCCUUCGUCUACUCCACCUACCUCACGCCGCAGCUGAUGGCUGUGAAGACCCUCAUCGGCACCCUGAUUCCCAAGGGCAUCACGCCCAACUCCGGCCCCAUUCCCUACUCGAACGUGGACCUGUACGCCAACUUGACUGUGCCCAGCUCCGACAUGAGCAAGGUCAAGGUGAUGAUUGACAACGAAGCCUGCAACCUCACCAGCCUGGCGGACGUGAACGUGACCAGCUACACCAGGAUCAACGGCGCCUUCGUGAACUUCACCGUGCAGAAGGUGAGCUGUUCGGCGCCCUUCCUGCCGCCAGGCACCGCGUACCCGGUCCGCAUCAUGGUGGACGGUCGUGGCUACACGCGCUCCAUCGCCUCGUUCCUCAACAUCCUGCCGGAGACCGCCUACACCACCAGCUGGGCCCUGACGCCUACGAUGCCAGUGCGGGGGGUCAGCACCUGCCUGAUGUCCAUGUACGGCGGCGCCGCGGUGCAGCUGGUGGGCCAGGGCGGCAUUCCCGGCGUGGUGGACGUCGCGCGCAGCCGCAGCAUGGGCGCCAUCUUCUCCCCCAACCCCUGCUACGCCAUGCCCGGCGUGCUCUGCGACGCCAUCAACAGCAACAGAACGUCCUGGUCCGCAACCUGGUCCAACGGCUCGUCUGCUGAGUACUUUAUCAAGCGCUACCGCACUUCCGGCGGACCGAGCGGCAUCGCCGGCAACAACACCGUGAUAGGGUCCGCCCGCUUCCUCCCCGUCAUCGUCAACACCGCCACCGGCGCCGUGACGGACAACAACAGCGGCAAGGCCUUCCAGAUUGACGCUUGCGGCGGCCGCACGCCCAACAUCACCUCAAUCCUGCCCGGCCUGACCGUGGGCGGCACCGACGGCGCGCUGCUGAACAUAUCGUGGGGCUUCACCAACCUGGGCGCGCCCAUGGUCAGCGUCCCAUUGAUUGGCUCGGCCAGCGUGGGCGUUGUGGAGCUGGAGAGCGCUGGCGGCGUGCUCAUUCCGUGCGCGAACGGCACCGCCUGGUUGGCCAACUCGCCCAACUCCACUCUGUACAACGAGGGGCUCACCUGCAGCCUGCCGCCGGCCGUGCCCGCCUCCACCUACACGCUGUGGCUGUGCACCCGGCCGUGGGGCUGCGGCUACGCGCCCACCUUCACCGUGCCGCUGGUGGUGUCGAGCAUCAGCCCGACCACCGGCAGCAGCGCCGGCGGCACCCUGGUGACCAUCACCGGCAGCGGCUUUGACACGGUGCUUUCCCGCAUGAACGUGAGCUUCGGCGACUCAGCCUGCCGUGUGAUCAGCAGCAACGGCUCGGUGCUGACCUGCCUCACCACCGGCCUGCCUGCACGGCCCGCCGCGCCCACGCCCCUGUCCCUGCGCCUCACACCCACGCUGGGCGCGGCGAUGUACACGAACAACACCCUGUCCUUCACGUUUGACCCCGCGCUUGAGGCCGUCAUCUACAGCCUGUACGCGACCAAGGACGGCCGCAGCCCCGCGCGCGGCUCCACCGAGGGCAACACCAGCAUCACCAUCAACGGCACCAACUUUGCGCUGGGCGUGGCCACCACCAUCACCAUUGGCGACAACAUCACCUGCAACUCCGUGACCGUGCUGGACGAGGGCACCAUCACCUGCCUCACCCCCGCCCCGCCCGCCGGCGUGCUGCGCACGCCGCUGCCUGUGACGGUGUUCCAGGAGGGCCGCGGCGUGGCGCGCGGCGCCGUGACGUACCAGUACAUUGACCUGUGGAGCCGCAGCACCACCUGGGGCGGCGGCCCGCUGCCGGACGAGGAGUCGCUGGUGGUGAUCCCCUACGGCCUCACGGUGCUGCUGGACGUGUCGCCGCCGCUGCUGCACACGCUGGUGCUAGAGGGCAACCUCAUCUUUGACGAGGCCACGCUGCACCUGCAGGCGCGUUACAUCAUUGUCAAGGGCGGCAACCUGACCAUCGGCACGCCCGACCGCCCCUUCCCCGACAACGUCAACGCCACCAUCACCUUCCACGGCCUGCCCAGCUCCAAGGACCUGCCCAUGUACGGCGCAAAGUCCCUGGCGGUGCGCGACGGCCGCGUGGUCAUGUACGGCCAGCCCAAGCUGCCGCUGUACACCAAGCUCAACGCCACCGCGGGCCCCAACGCCAACUCCAUCACCGUCAACGGCCUGACCAACUGGAAGGUGGGCGACACCAUCGUCAUCGCCAGCAGCAGCUUCUACGCGUGGGAGGUGGACGAGGUGACCAUCACCACCAUCACGCCCACCGCCGACGGCAACACCGUGUUCGGCGUGUCGCCGGCGCUGCAGUACACACACCUGGGCGUCAUCCACUCCCAGGCCGGCGUGGCCGCGCCGCUGGACAUGCGCGCCGAGGUGGCGGUGCUCAACCGCAACAUCCGGCUGACCGGUGAUGCCGACUCGGAGAAGUACAUGUACGGCAUGCAGAUCAUGGUCAACAGCCCGUCGUACCUGCCGCGCGCGCUCCUGCAGCUGGACAAUGUGGAGGUGACGCAGUCGGGCCAGGCCUUCCGCCUGGGCCGCUACUCGAUCCACUGGCACAUGCACGGCGACGUCGCGUACCAGUCCUGGGUGCGCGGCUGCUCCAUCCACCACACCUACAACCGCGCCGUCACCAUCCACGGCACGCACCGCGCCAUCAUCGCCGGCACGCUGGCGUACAAGGCCAUGGGCCACACCUUCUUCCUGGAGGACGGCGUUGAGAGCGGCAACAUCCUGGAGAACAACAUCGGCAUCUACACCCGCACCUCGGACGCGCUGCUCAACACCGACACCACGCCCGCCACGUUCUGGAUCACCAACCCCAACAACACCGUGCGCAACAACGUGGCCGCCGGCAGCCAGGCCUACGGCUUUUGGUACCGGCUGCUGGACAACCCGGAGGGCCCCUCCUUCACCACCACCGUGUGCCCCAAGUUCACGCAGAUGGUGCAGUUCUCCAACAACACCGCCCACUCCAACAUGUUCUACGGCCUGCGCAUCCACCCCGAGUACUACCCGCGGAACGACCCCUGCAAGGGCUUCUCCGGCACCUUUGCGCAGACGCCCGCCAUCUUCACGGGCCUGACCGCCUACAAGAACGGCAUGAAGGGCUUUGUGGGCACGCAGAUGGGCCUGGUGCAGCUGACCAACGCCGUGCUGGGCGACAACGGCGGCGGCCCGCUGGCGCACAUUGUGAACGGCAAGGACAACGGCGGCGACGCCGAGUUCUCCUGGAUCGUGGACGACCGCAACCGCUUCAACAUCAACAUGACCGACAUGGCUGGCAUCAUCAACGCCACCAUUUAUGCGCGCACCAGCAGCGGCACCGGCGCCGCCGCCGGCUCCGCCGCGCAGUGGCCCUCGGGCCGCCGCGUGACGGGCCUGAUCACGCAGAGCCCCGUCAAGGGCGACAGCAAGCACUCGGCGCUCAUGUCCGUCAUCAACGUGACCUUCGUGGACUUUUCGCCCACCACCUCCGGCUCGGGCUUCUCCGCGCUUGAGGCGUGCGGCAAGUGCAAGACGUUUCAGGGCGGCUCCACCGCCUUCACGUCCGGCCUCAAGUUCGUGCAGAGUGACGGCGGCAAGCCCAUGCUCAGCUACUGGUCGUGGGGCCACCAGGGCAUCUACCAGGACACCGACGGCUCGCUGCUGAACGCCCAGACGCUGCCGUCUCUGCCCAGCAACUUCUCUCUGGGCCCCGGCGCCACCUGGCACUCGGCUGUGGACAACAACCUGUUUGAUCCCGCCGAGUGCGUGUACAUGCGCGGCACUGCCACCUCCAACGACGGCGCGUACUGCAGCCCGGCGCUGCAGUUCCGCCGCGUGAUGCUCAACCGCCACGACCCCGAGAGCCUGGCCUUCCGCAACCUGCGCGUCACCGCCACCGCCACCAACCGCACCUCGCUGGUCUACUUCACCGUCUACAACGAGCACGGCUACCAGUUCACGGUGCCCGUCAACCGCAACUACUGGGUGCACUGGGACAGCGUCUUCCGCGUUGACCCCAGCUCCUUCACGCUGCACAAGCUGGACCUGCUCAGCCCCAACCACUUCGUGUACCUGACCACCAAGCAGAUCCAGAAGCGCGACCACUUCACCGUGAACAACAAGGAGUCCAACCUCACCGCCAUCCCCGCGCCGCUGCCCACCACGCCGCACGGCGCCUUCUUCUACAACAAGAACUUCACGCUCAACACCUGGUGGUGGUCCAACAACACCUACAACGACACCGCUAUGACGCUGCUGGCCGCCGGCCCCACCGACACCGAGCUGGAGGUGGACGCCUACGCCUGCCCCGCCGCCGGCUGCAACGCUCUGCCCGACGCCGUGGUGGACAUCCGCAACUCCACCCUGUACUGGUCCAACGUCACCACCUGGGCCGGCGUCACACCUGACGAUCUCAAGCCUGCCGCCGGCUCCAACCUGACCAUCCCCUUUGGCUGGGACCUGGUCAUUGACGAGUCGCCGCCCGGCCUGGACCGCUUCGUCAUCCAGGGCACGGUGCGCUUCGACCCCACCCGCGACAUCACGCUGUCCGCCACCUACAUCCUGGUCAUGGGCAAGGGCGUCCUGAGCGCCGGCACCCCCACCGCGCCGCACCCGCGCGCCGCCACCAUCCGGCUGCUGGGCGGCCGCGCCACACCCGACUUUGCGCUGGACAACACGCUCAACCUGGGCAGCAAGGUGCUGGCGGCUGUGCGCGGCGGCACCAUCGACCUGCACGGCCGCCCCGCCACGCAGAGCCGCUGGCUCAAGCUGGGCGCGUCCGCCUUCCCCGGCAACUCCAGCAUCAUCCUGGCGCACGGCCAGCACAACUGGACCGUGGGCGCGACGGUGCUGGUGGUGUCCACCAGCUACAACUGGAAGGAGGGCGAGAUGCGCAACAUCACGGCCAUUCGCAGCAACGGCACCGAGUUGGUGCUGGACACGCCGCUGCAGUACCGCCACAGCGCCGCCUUCAAGGCCUACGCGGGCGGCCCCACAGUGGACAUGCGCGGCGAGGUGGCGCUCAUCUCCUCCAACGUGCUGGUCACCGCCGACGACGGCCCCGCCUCCCACAACAACGCCAGCGAGCUGUUUGGCGCGCGCGUGGUGGUCAGCGGCAACUCCACCGGCCGCUUCACCGGCAUCGCCAUCCACUACUGCGGCCAGGCCGGCCUGCCCGACCGCGCCUGCGUGUUCUUUGACCGCCUGGCGCGCGUCAAGGUCUCCAACACCACUGGCAACGGCACCAACGUCACCACCACCGAGACGGCGGUCGCCAACCCCAGCCGCCUGGCGCGCAGCGCGCUCAUCUGGGGCAUGAACAGCAACGUUCGCAUCGGCGGCAUGGCCGGCACCACCGACGGCGCGGCCGUGGUGGAGAACGUCAUGUACGAGGCCUUUGACCAGAGCAGCGUGGACGUGGCCACCACUGGCAACACCAUCAAGGGCAACCUGGUGGUGGGCACCAUCAAGGACAUGAGCGGCAAGUCCACCCAGGACACCAUCAUGCCCGUAUCUUUCGACAUCCAGGAGGCCGAGAACUGGGUGGAGGACAACGUGGCCGCCGGCUCUGAGCGCUACGGCUACACCUACUGGGGGCUGCCCUGCUCCGACACCUUCACCAGCGGCUCCUUCCGCAACAACACCGCGCACGGCUGCCUGGCGGGCCUGUGGUUCCGCGCCAGCAGCGACGCCGUGACCGACGGCUGCGCCGCGCUGCGCAACUUCACCACCUACAUGAGCUGGGACUUCGGCAUCAUCUCCACGCGCGGCCUGCCCGUGGACGCGCUGUUUGAGGACGUGAACAUCCUGGACACCAAGCACAGCGGCAUCACCAUGCUGCGCGUGGGCGGCUUCACCGAGCAGGCGGAGCUCACCUGGAACCGCGGCGUCCUGGCUGGCCAGGCCGGCCCCGAGGUGUGCAGCGCCUGCACCACGCUGGGCCAGAGCAGCUGCCCGCCCAAGUUCAGCAGCCAGUCGUACAACAAGGCGCUGCCCUUCACGCCCGCCGUGGGCCUGCAGUCUGCCAUGUUUGCGCUGGGCUUCACCAUCGGCCCCGAGAAGAAGCCCUACGACAAGCCCAUGGGCUACUCCAUCGUGCACGGCAUGUUCAACAUCAGCGGCGUCACCAUUGCCGACUUCAAUGGCCCCGCCGGCUGCGGCGGCCAGCAGGCCUUCGCGCUGGCCAACCAUCCGGAGUCGCCUGAGGCAUUCUACCCGCACCUGUUCAGCGGCAUGAACGUGAUCAACGUGCCCACCGGCCUCAGCCAGGGCAUGUUCUUCCACACGCCGCCCGACCCGGCCUGGCGCAACGAGGCCGACUGCGGUGAGGCCAGCUUCACCCGCCCCGACGGCACAGUCAUCCCGCUCAACUGCGCUGGCCCCGCCCACGCCUACUGGCGCGACCUGGACGGCAGCCUCAUCGGCGGCGGCGACCCCUCCGCCAAGGGCACCAUCAGCGGCAUCUACAAGCCCGGCCCGCGCGUGUUCGCCUUUGACCAGGGCACGCCCGUCACCCCCGGCGCCUGCACCUUCUCCUCCGCCAUCAACUCGUACCGCUGCGCCUACAACUCCAGCAGCUUUGACGGCACAGUGCUGGACGUGCGCAACAAGCCCAACCCGGUGCCUUCCGCCGGCAUCUGGGGCGACCCGCAGCACUUCGUGCUCGAGUCGCGCGACGCCGACUCCGAGGACCGCAACUUUGGCCCCGUGUUCUUCAACGUCAGCGGCGCCAUUGACGUGGUGACCGCCGCCAUGGACCACGGCUGGUGCUUCGCCUACACCUGCCAGAAGCGCCUGUCCACCUUCUGGACGCACCUGCCGGCCGGCCAGACCGCCUACGUCAACUUCACCGGCACGCCGUCCCAGAACUUCCGCCUGUGGUGGCCCUACGCCGACGCCGAUUCGGAGAUCGUGCUGGUGAUCAACAUGCUGUACACGCUCAACCGCCGCUUCGUGUACCUGCCCUCGGGCCAGGGCCUGCCGGUGUCGGGCCGCAUCUCGGCCCAGACCGCGCCCGUCAAGGUCGGCGACGGCAGCGGCCACGGCGCCUACUUCUGGGACCAGGACAACACACUGUUGUACGUCAAGAUGAAGGGCGGCAAGCGGCUGGAGAUCCGCACCGAGUCGGCCGUGCUCAUCCAGCAGUCGUUCGCGCUGACGGUGGACCAGUUCUACAGCGUGCAGGCGCUGUUCCUCACCAGCCUGGCCUCCGCCAUGAACAUCAGCACCGACCGCAUCUACAUUGCCAAGGUGGUGCCCGGCUCCGCCGUCGUCACCACUGCCAUUGGGCCGCAGGCCUCCACCGCAGUGGACUUGCCAGAGCCCAACCUGGCGGCGGCGUCCGACCCCAGCGACGGCCCGGCGGACCCCAACGCCGUGCCCGUCAGUGCCGGCCCGGCCGCGCCCAUCCCCGACACCAGCAGCGACGUGAAGACGGACCUGGUGAACGCCGUGAAGUCGUACAUGGCCGUGGUCAGCGGCCCCAACGCCGCCACCUCCCUCGGCGGCAUCACGCCGCUGGGCGCGCCGGUUCUGGACACGUCCGCGCUGUCGGUUGUGGACUCCACCCUGGCCCAGGACGUGGUCGGCCAGUUGGCCCAACUUGGCAUCACUGUCCCCGUCAGCACUGGUGGCAGCACCGGUGGCAGCACUGGCGGCAGCACUGGUGGCAGCACUGGUGGCAGCACUGGUGGCAGCACUGGCGGCAGCACCGGGGACAAUGGCAGCUCCACCCCCACAGCUAGCCCCGUCCCCACGCCGACGCCCACGCCGACGCCCACGCCGUCGCCCACCACUGGCGACACCACCACCACCGACACCACCACCGACCCCAACAAGAACGGCAACGGCAACAACGGCAGCAACAACAACAGCGGCGGCGGCAGCGGCUCCGGCGCUGACAGCGGCACUGGCACCUCGCCCGCGCCCGGCACCGGCGCCGGCGCCAGCACCACCGGCUCCAACAGCAGCGGCCCGUCCGACCAGACCAUCAUCACCAUUGUGGUGGCCGUGGUGGGCGGCUGCAUCCUGGCCGGCACCGUGGCCGUCGCCGCCGUUAUGGCCUCACGCCGCGCCGCCGCCAAGCGCCGCCGCGAGGAGGCCGGCCUGCCCGGCGCCUCGCCCUCCGCCACCAACGCGCGCCGCAGCUUCACCGCCAUGGACAACGUGGCCGGCUCGCCUAGCGGCACGCCGCUGUUCAUCCGCAGCAGCGCCGCCGGCCCCGGCGGCAGCCACAGCAGCGGCCACAGUGGCCGCGAGGCCUUCACAAUCACCAACGCCGCCUACGAGGCCCCCGCGGAGCGCAAGGCGCGCCUCAGCCAGAUGGGCCAGCCCGCGCUGGAUGAGAUGGAGGUGGACAGCGACGGCAACCCGGUGUCGCCGGCCGCCCACUCCCGCGCCGCCGUCCUGGCCGCCGCGCCCGGCGUGCGCCCCGGCUCCCGCCCAGCCAGCGCCGGCGGCUCUCGCCCAGGCACGCCCGGUGGCCCGCCGCGCAUUGACGCCAGCGGCACCACGCCGCGCGUGUCGCAGUCGGGCUCCCUGGCCGCAGGCUACAACGUCAACCCCGCCGAGGUCAUCCGCCCGCUGGUGUCGCCGCACGUGCACCCGCGCUCGCAGCCCAUCAACUCGCUGCCGCCGCUGCCGCCGCCGCUGGGCCCCAUCACCGGUCCCGACGGUUCCGCCGACGUGGGCCCGGCGCUGGCCGGCGGCGCCCGCGCCAAGUCGCCCGCCAGCCUGGGCCGCAACGACAGCCUCAGCCGCAACAGCGCGCCCAACCCCUCCUUCAAGGACCUGGCCACGCACCUGGGCGCCGAGGCCGGCUCGCACCCCUUCGCCGCCGGCGCCGGCGGCGUGGAGCACAGCACGCACAGCGCCUCGUCCGGCCGCCGCGUGUCGCAGUUGGAGGGCCUGACCCGCACCGCGGUCGCAGACCCGCGCGUCACGCCCAACCGCCCCCACAAGCUGCCUGCCAUUGAGAGCGCCGCGGCGUUUGCCGCCACCGGCGGCUCGGCCGGCGGCGGCGCUGUCAUGUCCGCCGCCGGCACCGGCGCCGCCAUGACCGCGGCCAGCCCGCGCGGCAGUGGCGCCGCCAGCCCCUCGAACGCGCCCGCCUCGCCGGCCCGCGCGGCUGGCGCCGCCGCCUCGCCGCCUGUCACGCCCUCGGCCGUGGCGGUGGAGAGCACCAACGAGGUCGUCAACAUCCACCGCACCCUGGAGACCAUGGAGUCCUUCAUGCCCGCCCGCCGCGCUGCGCGCGCCAGCACCGGCACCGUCGGCAUGGGUGCCGCCAGCGGCGCGCCGGGCUCGCCCUCGCUGAUGCCCAACCGCGGCACCAGCAUGAUCGCCGGCCCCGACUCGCGCGGCCGCUCCGCGGCUGACUUGGGCGCCCGCCCGCCCUCCGCCGGCACCGGCGCCGGAGCUGAGCAGCCGCCCUCGCGCCCGCGCACCUCCGCUGCCGCGCCCGAGGGCGGGCACGCCAUGAUGCUGCCCGGCGGCAUGGCUGAGUUUGCGGCGUCGCCGUCGCUGCUGCGCAGUGACGUGGCGGCGCUGAUUGUGGGCGGCGGCCUCGCGGGCGGCCACGAGGUGGCGGGCGAGGAGGCAGAGGACUCGCCGGCGGCGGGGCGCGCCGCUGCGCGCUCGCCGGCUGGCCUGCACUCGGACAGCAUGCGCCAGCGCCACGCCAACUAAGCGGAUGUGGGCAGGCGGGAGUGCCGUGAGAAAGGAAACACGUGGGCAGUCUGUGUGAUUUGAUUACUUGAGCUUGGACAGUGUGUGACGAGAUCGUGCAGGUUGUGGAGGAGAAGCGGACGGACAGUACAAGUGGCAUGGCCGGGCGCGCAACACGCAACGGAGCAGGCAGGGAUAGGAGCCUCGGCUGCUGCCAGUCGAUGGACAAGUGGACUGUACAGCUAAUUCUUGAGAUUGAGGGUUGCGCAAUUUACCAGGGCAGGGGGCGGUAUAUUUUUUGGCGAUAUGCUUUGUUACUACGGCUCCGAAAGCUAGGCGAAGCCCCGGCCUUCCGGAAGGUAGGGCUACAGCGGCGUGGCGCCUGUGAUUCCGCCCGCAGCCUUGUGCGGGAACAAAUCACGUCUGUGCACCGUACAUAUGCUGAUGCUCCGCAUGCACGAUUGUUUGCCCAUUGGUAGUGACCUUGAGAUGUACACGGAUUACAGUUGAGCGUUGUGUGUUAUUGUGUUGCGUGUUUUGUCCGGGGCCGCAACCAGGCCUUGCCGUGACCGUAUAAGAGUAGCCGGACACCGAUUGCUGAAAUACUGCUUGACGUGACGGUCGUAGAAAGGAUUGUAGACGGUAAAGGCUAAUCAAUUAAAGAUGCCUGCCAUCUCGGGCUGCCGGCGUGUGGCGCAUGGCGUCCUCGAUGGCAGGCGGGCCAGAGUUACACCGUGGCAGCUGUGUUUGUGACUUUGCAUGCGGUGAUGUAGUUCGGGACAAACAAAGAUUCCGUUGUGCGGCACGCAUUUGCGCAGCCCAAGUGCGCUUUGCACCGCAACAGGAACUGGAACUUGGUGCGCACAUUCAGUGAAGAACAGUCCGCGCGUGCAUGUGGUUGAGGUGCAAUAUCGCUGUGGAACACCAGCGUGCCCGACAGAACCAUCAAGCUCAUGUCCGUGAUGACUCUGAUUUUCGCACCGCACGCAGCUGAAAUUGAUUGCGGCGUGUGUGUGCUUGAUAUUAUGUGGGGCUCGGCUGCAGGUCGUGCUGGUCAGGGUCGUGGCGUGCUGGUCAGGGGUCGUGGCAAGGGCUCGUGUUCGCGUGCAGGCGACACACGCGGCCUGCUCCGGCUCGCCGCCGGCAGUGGAAACACCGCCUCGGAAGCACAGCGCGGACCUGAGAAGCACCUUAUUAAGUGUGUGUGUAUGAAAGGACGUCAAGUGAGCGCCUGAAAGUUAACGGCGCGCCCAUUCAAAAUAAAUGCUGUAAGACGUCAUGUGG
This is a messenger RNA of Chlamydomonas reinhardtii, 16229 nucleotides long. RefSeq lists its product as uncharacterized. The record is from RefSeq and is a predicted model, not a curated record. The transcript has 12 exons. NCBI's taxonomy places the organism in Eukaryota, Viridiplantae, Chlorophyta, Chlorophyceae, Chlamydomonadales, Chlamydomonadaceae. The coding region runs from base 108 to 14966 and encodes 4952 amino acids.